Molecule: messenger RNA, 1050 nt
Organism: Benincasa hispida (wax gourd)
Lineage: Eukaryota; Viridiplantae; Streptophyta; Magnoliopsida; Cucurbitales; Cucurbitaceae
Source: RefSeq, a predicted model, not a curated record
AUGUCACCGUAUGUGUUGAUGUUUUGGAAGGCUUGUCAUUUACCAUUGGAAUUAGAGCAUAAGGCGUUGUGGGCAGUGAAGAAGCUUAACUUUGAUCUGAAUGCUACAGGGGAGGAGAGAAAACUUCAGUUACUCAAGCUGGAAGAAUGGAGACCACAAGUGUAUGAAAAUGCCAAAAUCUACAAAGAACGUACAAAGCGUUGGCAUGAUAAGCGACUGUGUAAAAAGAAUCUUCAAACAGAUUUUGAUUUUGAAUUGGAAUUUACCAAAUCAGGCUCAUUGCAAUUUGAUGGGGGCUGGUCCUAUGUCAUACUGAGGAAUCAAUGUAAUGGCUUGGUGUUUAUUUCCAAAAAUACUUUUUACUGUAAAUGCGAUGGCAUAUUCAACCCCAUGACUAAUGAGUUCAUCCAGGUUCCUGAGUUUUAUGAUGAUAUUUAUGACUUCGGAUUUGGUUUCAGCCCUACUACCAAACAAUACAAACUAUUUAGAGUUGCUGACUCAAUUGCUUACUCAGAAAGCUCUAGGACCAUUGUCCCUAACACCCAAGAAUCUAAGUCCAUAAUGGAUGUUUUGACUUUUGGUAGAAGUGGAACUAACCCUAAUCCUUAUCAAUGGAGGCAUCUUCACACCCUUUCUUUUGAAACAGAAAAGGUUUGUAAUGGUGCUUACUUGAAUGGAGUCAUCUACUGGUUGGUAAGAGAAAAAGGAAAAGAUAAUAAAUUAAUGUAUGUUAUAUAUGCUCUUGAUGUUGAAACUGAACAAAUUGAAUUAAGUGCUGUCUUGCAAGAAGUAAUUGACGUGGAGGUAGGGCGUGGCAGGCUAUAUCAAUUUAAUGGUACCAUUUAUGCAACUUUCCACAUUAACUGGGCAACCGUUAGUAAGACCUUUCAAGUUUGGAGGAUGCGAGAGAAUGAAUCAUGGAUUAGAGUAUUUGUUAUUGAUGAUAUACCAAAUGAUUGGAAGUGGCUUGAGCUUAUCAAAACAUUUGAAGAUGGAGAGAUAUUAUGUAAGGGUAGAGAUGCACUGGCGAUGGACAAACGGAAUUUGUGA